AAAGAACGUGGGGGUAAAACUUCUUGGGCCAGGGUACUUGGGCCCCCUUACGAAGGCGAAAGUGUGCCGCGUAUAUAAGGCCUGAAAUAGUAAGCAAUCAGCAUCCAGUUCACUCCUGGACGCACCUGGAAUAUCGCGAAUUACAAAAAUGAAGAGCCUGAUCUGCGUGGCUCUGUUCGCACUCGUCGUAUCGGCGACGUCCGCACAAGAAGCUAAAAUCACCAAAGAAGUUGAGGAGAAGAAACACGAGAAACGUGGCCUCUUUGACUUUGGCUAUGGAUAUGAAGGUGGCGAUUUUGGAGGUUACGAAGGUGGUGACUUAGGUGGUCAUCAUCAUGAAGAUCAUCAUCAUGUGAAAACAAUCGUGAAACAUGUUGCCUAUCCAGUUGAGAAGCAUGUACCAGUUAAAGUGCCAGUGCCUCAUCCCUAUCCAGUUGAGGUUAAGGUUCCAGUUAAAGUACCAGUUCAUGUACCAUAUCCAGUUGAGAAACACAUCGAGAAACCAGUUCCAUAUCCAGUACAUGUGCCACAACCAUAUCCAGUUAAAGUACCAGUACCACAACCAUAUCCAGUUGAAAAAAUCGUUGAGAAAGUUAUCAAGGUUCCAGUGCACAUUCCACAACCAUAUCCCGUUGAAAAAAUUGUCAAAGUUCCCGUAAAGGUGCCAGUUCAUGUUUCAGUACCAUAUCCAGUUGCAAAAUUGGUUCCCUAUCCAGUUGAAAAAACUGUUCAUGUACCAGUACAUGUGCCAGUUAAGGUACAUGUUCCACAACCAUAUCCAGUUGAAAAAAUAGUCAAGGUACCUGUACAUAUUCCAAAACCAUAUCCAGUUCAUGUUCCAGUUGAAAAACAUAUUCCAGUUCCUGUGCAUGUGCCAGUGCACCAUCAUCAUUCUCAUCAUGAAGAAGGUGGUGAGGGUGGUUACGGUGGUUACGACUUUGGUGGUUAUCAUUAGUAAUUUUUUUUUGUUUUUGCGCCUAGAUGUUUCACCUAACAUGUAAUUUAUUUGUUUGUUUGUUUUUUUUUUUUGGUACACGAAUGAUGGAAAAUUUUUUUUGUCAUUAUCUUGAAAGAAGACACAUGUUAUGUGAAGCUGAUGACGGCACCAAUACGACGAGUAACGAACAACCUCGUUCAUGAUCUUUAUUUAAUUCAUUAUAUUAUGAAGUACUUGGGAUCCUAGUCGUUUAGAUUUUGUUAUUAUAAUUUCGUCAAGUUAUUAAUAUUAUAUAUAGUUUAAUUUUUAUGAAAAGGAAAAAAAGUAUAUUUUUUUUUUUGUCAAAAGGUCUUGGAUCCUCAGUAUUUCACCAUGGUCUCAACAAAGGAUCCCAAUAAUAGGGAUCUUUGCUCGAGAGUAGCAUCUUUUUUUUGUACCUUUAGCUAAUAAAAAAGUAUUUUUGUACGGAAACGAUAAUAAAGGAUUUUUCCAAAGUA
Messenger RNA from Leptopilina boulardi, 1434 nucleotides. RefSeq lists its product as uncharacterized. The transcript has 2 exons. The coding region runs from base 149 to 955 and encodes 268 amino acids. NCBI's taxonomy places the organism in Eukaryota, Metazoa, Arthropoda, Insecta, Hymenoptera, Figitidae. The record is from RefSeq and is a predicted model, not a curated record.